GAUUGCACACGGUAUAUGAAUCAGGGAAUAAGUCUGGGUCGGAAACAGAGUGCUGCGGACUCACGAACAUCAUGAAGCUCAAUACUUUAUCCACUAUUCUUACGUGUGCCCCGUUACUACUUCUUCUACAUGGAAGCUCAAGGUCAACCGUGCUCGCAUCGCCAUACAGUGACAACGAUUCUGGCAGACGCAUCAUAAAUGGACAGCAAGCCGAUCCCGCAGAUUUUCCAUUUUUGGUGAGACUCGUCGCGGACGGAAAUCUCUGCGGUGGCAGCAUAAUAAACAACUACUGGAUCGUCACUGCGGCUCACUGUAUAGUCAAGGAUAGAUGUCAGGCGAUAAAAAUAUACCCUUCGAAUUCGGAGCGUGGUCAGCCACCGCCGAUACAUACUGCCGAAUGCGUGAUCCACCCCCAGAACGACCCGAGACGGUACGCCUUUGACGUCGCCCUCAUAAGAACUGUUGAAAACAUGGUCAGUGGUGGACUUAAGGCGAUCUCCCUUCCGCCACCAGGCACCCGUUACCCCCCUGGCACUCCGGCUACCAUCGUGGGCUGGGGAAAAAUGGGAUACGACGAAUAUCCUCAAACUCUUUUACGCGGACAGUCAGUGCUUGUGACCUGGGACGUGUGCAAUUCAGAGUUCAAGCCUGGUGCAAAUCGUUGCAGCGGCAACCCGGACUGUAACGUUGAGGAUAUACCGAACAGAAUAUUGUGCGCCCGAGGCCAAGGACCAGAUCCGCAAAGUACGUGUGGCGGAGAUUCUGGAGGCCCUGUCAUUAUUAACGGGGACCUAGCAGCGAUCAACACUGCAGCAAUAUACGACAGUAACGACACGCUUAAAGCAGGAUGUGUACCUGCGAGUCCGACGAUGCACACCAGUAUCGUUGACUAUUUACCAUGGCUAUUCUCUCUUGUUGAUCCUAGCGUCAAUACGGCAGGGUUUCCGGUAGCUCCAGAAUCCAGCACCACUUUACUCGUCGAUGGUUGAGGCAUAUUCCCAGGCAAUUGGCAAGUCGGCAUCGAGUGUUGGAAAACAAAUAGAAAUCUGAUUAGUACAUGACUUUCAAAAUUUUCCACAGUUACACACGAUGAUGAGUUUACUUUGUUCAACAAAAUAAAUACAUGGAAAAAUUGUGA
Neodiprion fabricii is the source of this 1138-nucleotide messenger RNA. Its product is annotated as trypsin-1-like. The transcript has a single exon. Lineage: Eukaryota; Metazoa; Arthropoda; Insecta; Hymenoptera; Diprionidae. Bases 72 to 989 code for a protein of 305 amino acids. The record is from RefSeq and is a predicted model, not a curated record. Gene Ontology annotation, biological process: proteolysis. Gene Ontology annotation, molecular function: serine-type endopeptidase activity.